GUAGAAGUCGCUGCGGGAAACCAGGAAGUGAAAUGUGCAACUCAUGUUGGCCACCUGCUGUGGAUUUAAGAAAGACACAUUAAAAAGAGAAAAGCAGUCGUAUAUAAAUCAUACCCACAAAAGGGUAUCCGUUAUGCCAGCAUAGGAGAAGCUCUACCGCCCCCUGUUGCCCGGUUGACGUCACUGAGAAGCGACAGCCGGGUAGAAACGGUGAAACCGGGAGAGGGAGGGAGAGGGAACUACGGGAAUCGCCGGUUACCGGAGGGAAACAGGAGCAAACUUCGACUUAAGUCUUGAGCGAUUAACUGCCAUCAUAUCAAGAAUGAACUGCAGCCACGAGUUCUUUUAAAAAGCCACUCAGCUGCAGGAACGGAUGUGAAUACGAUGGCAGAAGAGCAGCAGUCCCCGCUGAUCCACAGUCUUUUGGAGCCGUUUUUAAAAGAUUUCCAACCAGGAAGUGAAAAGAAAGUCAUGUCGUUGGGGGAGACGAAGGUGGAAGCGAUGGCGUCUCUUAUUGAGCUGCUUUUGGAAACUGUGAUGGAUUUGACUUCCUCAGAGUUCAAGCGUUUUCAGCAGUUUCUCCUGAAUGAAAUUGACUUCGACAGACCUUCCUCAGACUUCCCGUGGAGGCUACUGAGCAGGAGAGACAAGCAGGACACCGUGUUUUUAAUGGUGCUGAGCUACGGCCAACAGUCUUUGACGAUGAUUAAGGAGCAUUUAAAGUAUUUCGAGAGGACCGAUCUGAAGAAUAAAUUGCCUCCAAGCAGCCCGGGACCCAAAAAGAAAAAUUCCAAAGUAGAGCGACCUGCACUGAUCCAGAAAGUAGCAACAAUGGCGGCAGUGAAACAGGUGCUUUUGGAAACCCUCACUGGUUUUAGGAACAAGGAGCUCCAGAAAUUCAAGGAGCUCCUGCAGUUGAUUGUCUCCCAGAAGGAACACCAAUGGAUCUGGUUUGGACCGAGUGACGCUGCAGACACGGUGGACGAGAUGAUGCAGACUUGCGGCCGACGCUCUCUGGAUUUAACGAGAGAAGUCAUGGAGAAAAUGAACAGGAGCGAUCUGAUGCAGAAAUUGUCAGCGUCCAGCUUAGGACUCACAGAGGAACCUUCUGUGGAAAAACAUCACGCUGCACUGUCAAAGCAAAGAUUGAAAAAACAAACAGCAGCUGUGGAAAUGAGUCUUCUACCAAAAGUCAAAGCGUUGAGUAUCGAGGAGUUUGAGAAAUUCAAGUGGCUGCUGCAGUUCACGUAUUUCAGGAAGAGUCUCCCGAACAUCUCAUGGAGCACACUGGAAUGCACAGAAACUGCAUAUCAACUCGUAGUGCUGAUGGAGCACAAGCCACAGUCUCUUGAGGUGACCGAGGAGGUUCUAAUGGACAUGAGGAUCGUCCCGGCGGAGACGUUGCCAGAGACCAGCCGGGGACUCAAAGAGACACGAUCGAAGUCAUGGUCUGAAGAAUGUUUUUAUGUCAGCUCUUCUCCGAAUAAAUCAUCGUUGGGGGAGACAAAGGUGGAAGCGAUGGCGUCUCUUAUUGAGCUGCUUUUGGAAACUGUGAUGGAUUUGACUUCCUCAGAGUUCAAGCGUUUUCAGCAGCUUCUCCUGAGUGAAAUCGCGUUCAGCAGACCUUCCUCAGACUUCCCGUGGAGGCUACUGAGCAGGAGAGACCAGCAGGACACCGUGUUUUUAAUGGUGCUGAGCUACGGCCAACAGUCUUUGAUGAAGCUCAUGGAGCAUUUCGAGAGGACCGAUCUGAAGAAGAAAUUGCCUCCAAGCAGCCCGGGACCCAAAAAGAAACAUUCCAAAGUAGAGCGACCUGCACUGAUCCAGAAAGUAGCAACAAUGGCGGCAGUGAAACAGGUGCUUUUGGAAACCCUCACUGGUUUUAGGAACAAGGAGCUCCAGAAAUUCAAGGAGCUCCUGCAGUUGAUUGUCUCCCAGAAGGAACACCAAUGGAUCUGGUUUGGACCGAGUGACGCUGCAGACACGGUGGACGAGAUGAUGCAGACUUGCGGCCGACGCUCUCUGGAUUUAACGAGAGAAGUCAUGGAGAAAAUGAACAGGAGCGAUCUGAUGCAGAAAUUGUCAGCGUCCAGCUUAGGACUCACAGAGGAACCUUCUGUGGAAAAACAUCACGCUGCACUGUCAAAGCAAAGAUUGAAAAAACAAACAGCAGCUGUGGAAAUGAGUCUUCUACCAAAAGUCAAAGCGUUGAGUAUCGAGGAGUUUGAGAAAUUCAAGUGGCUGCUGCAGUUCACGUAUUUCAGGAAGAGUCUCCCGAACAUCUCAUGGAGCACACUGGAAUGCACAGAAACUGCAUAUCAACUCGUAGUGCUGAUGGAGCACAAGCCACAGUCUCUUGAGGUGACCGAGGAGGUUCUAAUGGACAUGAGGAUCGUCCCGGCGGAGACGUUGCCAGAGACCAGCCGGGGACUCAAAGAGUUGGGAUGGAAAAGUUCUGAAGAAAUUCCUAUUUCCUCCCCUAUACCGAAUAAAUCAUCGUUGGGGGAGACAAAGGUGGAAGCGAUGGCGUCUCUUAUUGAGCUGCUUUUGGAAACUGUGAUGGAUUUGACUUCCUCAGAGUUCAAGCGUUUUCAGCAGCUUCUCCUGAGUGAAAUCGCGUUCAGCAGACCUUCCUCAGACUUCCCGUGGAGGCUACUGAGCAGGAGAGACAAGCAGGACACCGUGUUUUUAAUGGUGCUGAGCUACGGCCAACAGUCUUUGAUGAAGCUCAUGGAGCAUUUCGAGAGGACCGAUCUGAAGAAGAAAUUGCCUCCAAGCAGCCCGGGACCCAAAAAGAAACAUUCCAAAGUAGAGCGACCUGCACUGAUCCAGAAAGUAGCAACAAUGGCGGCAGUGAAACAGGUGCUUUUGGAAACCCUCACUGGUUUUAGGAACAAGGAGCUCCAGAAAUUCAAGGAGCUCCUGCAGUUGAUUGUCUCCCAGAAGGAACACCAAUGGAUCUGGUUUGGACCGAGUGACGCUGCAGACACGGUGGACGAGAUGAUGCAGACUUAUGGCCGACGCUCUCUGGAUUUAACGAGAGAAGUCAUGGAGAAAAUGAACAGGAACGAUCUGAUGCAGAAAUUGUCAGCGUCCAGCUUAGGACUCACAGAGGAACCUUCUGUGGAAAAACAUCACGCUGCACUGUCAAAGCAAAGAUUGAAAAAACAAACAGCAGCUGUGGAAAUGAGUCUUCUACCAAAAGUCAAAGCGUUGAGUAUCGAGGAGUUUGAGAAAUUCAAGUGGCUGCUGCAGUUCACGUAUUUCAGGAAGAGUCUCCCGAACAUCUCAUGGAGCACACUGGAAUGCACAGAAACUGCAUAUCAACUCGUAGUGCUGAUGGAGCACAAGCCACAGUCUCUUGAGGUGACCGAGGAGGUUCUAAUGGACAUGAGGAUCGUCCCGGCGGAGACGUUGCCAGAGACCAGCCGGGGACUCAAAGAGUUGGGAUGGAAAAGUUCUGAAGAAAUUCCUAUUUCCUCCCCUAUACCGAGCAAAUCACGACGAUCCCGUACGACGAGAUAUAGAAACAUAAAACAAUGUUGGUCGGAGGAGGUUUUAAAGGAGAUGGAAUCAUCACUGAGUUCAUCUGAUACCAGCUCAGGAUUCAAAGGACCUUCAGGAGGUUGUGAAAGCAUCAGCGACUCUGGUGAAUGGACUCAACUGGAACCUGAAGAGGACAGGAAAGGUACUGAUGAGGCUCCAACUUACAGCCUGCAGUCCGAAGCAGGAAGCUUUGAAUGCAGCGUCUCUGGCUUGCGCUGGAUCUGCAAUGGAACGGUCAGCUUUAAGUACCAGUUUCUCUACAUGGGGUCUCAUGAAGUCCUCAUGGAGAGGAUCCGAAGCCUGCAAUACAUGCCUGCCGGUCCCCUGAUGGACAUCACAGUGAUUGCUGGGAAGUUUGAUGAAGUGUACCUGCGACACUGGAUCUGCAUCGAAAACAAUCCUGAGAUAUUGGACAAGUUCGCAGUCCUGCACAUAGAGGACUGUGGAGAUGAUGUGGAAAAAGUGUCCCAGGUCACAUCGUCCCAUGUCAAGCUGUCUGAGCCUGUUUUCUCUCUAAAAAUGCUCCUGGUGAGAUGGGGUUGUCGAUUCGAAGUUGACUGUAACGUGUUGAUAUACAAGACCAACACGGACUUCCUCACGCUCCAUGUGUACCUGAUCCCACGUGAUCUGGGUCUGCAGCAGGAAUUGGACAAGAGGAUGUUGUCCUAUGGAUACAAACUCAUCCGAAAGCCACACCCAGAGAAGUCCCUGAAAAUGAAGGAUUGUUUCAUCUUAACCGCAGAUUUGGAAAAAGCAGAGAUUUCUCCUGAGACCUUGAUGCUCCGGUACGAAAGCACAGACCCAAAUUUCUUCGAAGUGUUCAUUGACAAUCCAGAAACAAACUUCAAGCUCAAGCUCUCAAAAGAAAAUGAGAGUCAAGCAGUUUGGACCUGUGCAAUUCGCAAAGAUGUAUACCAAAGCACUGCCGGAGCAGCUGGUGUGAACACCACGGCGCGAGAUGGCAGCGCAGAGAAACACUUUGUGGAUAAACACAGAACUGCGCUGAUCAACAGAGUGACCAACGUUGCGCCCAUUUUGGAUGACCUCAUCGAUGAAGAAGUCAUCUCGAAGGGGGAUUAUGAUGAAAUCAUGGCUCUCACUACUAGGAGGGAUCGGAUGAGGGAGCUCUGUGAUCUCCUGGACGGUUCUGGACGUGCCGGCAAAGACCUCUUCUACAAAAUCCUCGAGAAGAAGGAGAAAUUUCUCAUGAAAGAUCUUCAGAAAAAGGAGUGAAUGUUCAUUCCAAAAAUAACAGUGGAAAGUGUGGGGGGUAAUAUUCAAACGACUGACCUCCUGUUAGAUUAAAAUUAGUGGACUUGUAUGAGAUGUGGUGCCUCUUCCACCUGAUCAGCGAUGCUCAAAAUGAGAUACGUUUUAAUUCAAAUUUGAGCAUCCAUUUGAAUGUUUAUCAGAUAAUCACGUGAGAAAUGAACUAACUGAUAUUUUAAUAUAAAUCAAAACACACUUGAUCAUGAAAGCAGGUUUAACCUCUGAUUUCUAUUCCCAUGUACACUAUUGAGUUCACUAAAUUAUUUUCAUAUGAACUAAAACAUGUUCACCAUGAAAACGGGUUUAACCUUUGACUUUUGGAGCCGUGUGUGUCUGUGUCCCUUCCAGAGUACGCAGAGGAGACGGUUUCAUUUAACGGGACACUUCUGCUUCAGAAAUCAUUUUAAAUCCUUUUAAAGUGUUAUUUCCACUUUCAAGAUCCUUUGUUUUAACCACUGACGCCCAGAUGUUGUGUCAAUACAAAAUAAUGUUCUCUUCCAUUAUGUUUUAAAUUUUCUAUUAUAAUUACUGACUCUUUGUGUCAGGGGUUGCGUGGGAGGCAGGACUCAAAUGCAGAGUUUUUUAGAAAACAAAAAGACUUUAAUAGUCAAAAGGCAGAAACAAAGCAAAAGGCCAACGGGCAAAAAGGCAGGCAGGAACUAGUGACAUCCAGGACAAACAAUAGGAAACAUCCAGGACGAUUGACAGACAAUGACACGACAAGUGACAGGAGACACACACCGC
Molecule: messenger RNA, 5559 nt
Organism: Gasterosteus aculeatus aculeatus (three-spined stickleback)
Lineage: Eukaryota; Metazoa; Chordata; Actinopteri; Perciformes; Gasterosteidae
Source: RefSeq, a predicted model, not a curated record